Messenger RNA from Pieris macdunnoughi, 843 nucleotides. Lineage: Eukaryota; Metazoa; Arthropoda; Insecta; Lepidoptera; Pieridae. The record is from the annotation of a GenBank genome assembly.
AUGGAAAUCGUGCCUGAGGGGAAAAAUUUUCGAUUGGUAACAAAAGACGAGCUCCCAGCUGUGGCGGAUGUUUUAGUUCAGUAUAUGCCUGAAUCUCUUAAGUUUCAUCAGACGAUUCAAACAUAUCUAAACAAUAAGGUUUGGGACUUUCAUUUUUAUGUGGCGAAGAAUUGGCCGGAGGAACCGAUUUGCUUACACUUUCCCGGCUGUACCAGUACGCCAAACAGCCAUCCCUAUGAAAGUGUAACGAUAUUCUGUCCAUCGGAGCGUUCUGAACUGGUGGACCUGGUCACCAGCGAAGACAUCUUGCUGGACCUCACGAAACCAUUGUACCUGAACUUCACUCACGAAGCUAUCGUGAAUCGCUUCGAGAAACGAUAUGAAGCUCAAGAUAAGAUUACUGGAGAUGUGUAUGUCUGUGAUAACCCUCCAACGGAUUGUAAUGAAGAACUGCCACAGGACGUGGAGUUAGUUCGCCUUCAGCCAAAGCACAUGCAAGCAGUGCAUGACCUCUACCCGGCGAGUGACAUUGAAUGCCGCGAAGUCUUCGAAAAGCUCGUCGCCGAAUUACCCGCCUAUGGAAUCUUCGUCGAGGGACAAUUGGCCGCUUGGAUGGUCCAAUCUUACUAUGGCGCCAUGUUCUCCAUGCAGACACGCCCAGAGUUCCGCCGAAAAGGCUACGGGAUCUACUUAGCUCGGCGUCUCACCAAAGAAGUAGCGGCUCGCGGCUACAAACCGUUCGUCGUGAUUCGUCCGGAAAACGACGCCUCUCGCUCUCUCUACUCUAAGCUUGGCUUCGAGAAAUGUUUCCGAACGGUCCGCGCCGUUUUACAUCCGCGCUAA